CAAUGCUGAUGGCGGAGAAGACUCGGACUGCGGGGUACGCCAUGCGGAGAGAUUUUGGAGUCGGCUUCGCAGAACGGCUUCCUAGGGGCCUUUGAAGAGCGAUGUGAUUGGCCAAUAAUGCGCGGCAGCCCCACGAAGGAGACGGCUGGCUGAUGCUCCAGAGGGUCACUUGCGGGUCCUGGAGUUUGUCGGAAAGACGCUCAUCACCAGCUUGUCUUUGGGACUGCUGGGAUUGGUUGAGGACUGGGAGCUCAAACAUAAAGAAGCUGAGACGAGCCGGUUGAGAGUAUUAGACAGACGCGUCGCCCGGUUUGGAUAACAUCCAAGUUGUCAAGUUGAGCUGGUUACGUCAAGAAGUGCUCUUUCCGUUUGCGCGACAGCUCCUCCUCUUCAAGUGCGCCUGUAUCCUUCUUUCUUUUUUACUUUCUAGACGACUUUCACGAUGAUUUUCGACGUGUUCCUCACGCCAUAUACGCUCCUCUUCCUUCCAGUCCUAUACUACGCUUUGCCUUAUAUCCGCAAUUGGCAAAUCAAGGACGUCCCUGGACCGUUCCCCGCAGCCUUCACAAACCUCUGGCUUCUUCUCCAGGCUCGUAAAGGACGCCGCUAUCUGUCCGUAGACAAUGCGCACAAGAAGUAUGGGCAGAUGGUCAGGAUCCAACCAAAUCAUAUUAGCAUCGCAGACGCCGAUGCGAUCCCAGUAAUCUACGGUCACGGCAAUGGAAUGCUGAAGAGCGAUUACUACGACGCCUUCGUCUCCAUCCGCCGCGGUCUCUUCAACACCCGCGACCGCGUCGAGCACACCCGCAAGCGCAAGACUGUCUCGCACACCUUCUCAGCCAAGUCGGUGCUCCAGUUCGAACAGUACAUCCACCACAACCUAGAGGAGCUGCAGAAGCAAUGGGAUAAGCGUGCUGCCUCCAAGCAGGGCGGUUGGUACCAGAUGGACGCUCUGAACUGGUUUAACUACCUAGCUUUCGACGUCAUUGGGGAUCUAGCUUUUGGUGCGCCAUUCGGUAUGCUUGAGAAGGGUAGGGAUGUUGCUGAGGUUAGGAAGACGCCGGAUUCUGAGCCUACAUUUGCGCCCGCCAUCGAGGUCUUGAAUCGUAGGGGUGAGGUCUCUGGAACAGUUGGCAUUCUCCCUCAGAUCAAGCCUUACGCAAAGUAUUUUCCCGACCCCUUCUUCAGUCAGGGAAUGAAGGCCAUCGAGAACCUUGCCGGUAUCGCCGUAGCCCGCGUGAACGAGCGCCUUGCCCGACCUGACACUGAACGUGUCGAUCUCCUCGCGCGUCUCAUGGAAGGUCGUGACGAGAAAGGUGAGAAGCUCGGCCGCGAAGAGCUCACCGCCGAAGCACUCACCCAGCUCAUCGCUGGCUCAGACACCACUUCGAACACAUCCUGCGCGCUGCUCUUCCACUGCCUGCAGAACCCCGAAGUCGUGCGCAAGCUGCAACGGGAGCUCGACGAGGCGAUUCCCAGCGACGACGUCCCAACAUAUGCCGCGGUCAAGGAUCUGCAGUACGUCGACAACGUUAUCAAGGAGACUAUGCGCAUCCACAGCACAUCGUCGCUCGGUCUGCCGCGCUUGAUUCCCCCGGGUCCCGGUUUGACUAUGAACGGCCGCCACUUUCCCCAGGGCACCGUGCUCUCCGUUCCUGCGUACACGAUCCACCACUCGAAGGAGAUCUGGGGUCCGGAUGCGGAAACAUUCAGGCCCGAGCGCUGGGAAAAGGUCACUGAGAAGCAGAAGGCUGCGUUUAUCCCUUUCAGCUAUGGACCGAGGGCUUGUGUUGGCAGAAAUAUUGCGGAGAUGGAAUUGGCGCUCAUCGUGGCCACUGUGUUUAAGAGAUACGAGUUUGAGCUGAGGCAGGGUGAGAUGCAGACUAGAGAGGGUUUCUUGAGGAAGCCGUUGGGUCUUGAAGUUGGUAUGCGCAGGAGGCAGAAGUAAAUUCGUGGACUGACGUUUGGACACGUGGGGCUGGAGGUAUUCAGAAAUCAGAUGCCUUUCUUAAAAAUGAAUUUGGAUUAUCGUGGCGUCACGAAUGCAUUUGCAUCUCGAGCCACCUGCA
Messenger RNA from Didymella exigua CBS 183.55, 2069 nucleotides. RefSeq names its product benzoate para-hydroxylase. The transcript has 3 exons. Bases 443 to 1948 code for a protein of 501 amino acids. Lineage: Eukaryota; Fungi; Ascomycota; Dothideomycetes; Pleosporales; Didymellaceae. The record is from RefSeq and is a predicted model, not a curated record. Gene Ontology annotation, molecular function: heme binding; monooxygenase activity; iron ion binding.